This is a messenger RNA of Perognathus longimembris pacificus (Pacific pocket mouse), 1438 nucleotides long. It is a transcript of the gene Amdhd2, whose product is annotated as amidohydrolase domain containing 2. The record is from RefSeq and is a predicted model, not a curated record. NCBI's taxonomy places the organism in Eukaryota, Metazoa, Chordata, Mammalia, Rodentia, Heteromyidae. Gene Ontology annotation, biological process: N-acetylglucosamine catabolic process. Gene Ontology annotation, molecular function: N-acetylglucosamine-6-phosphate deacetylase activity. The transcript is spliced from 11 exons. Bases 74 to 1300 code for a protein of 408 amino acids.
GUGCGGCCGGCCAGCCACUUCCGCAGCUUCCGAAUUGCAGCGGCUGAGCUGGGUGGGUCAGGGUCCCCUCACCAUGCGCGGCAGAGAGUCGGCGCCCGCUCCGGUGCUCCAGUUCACCAACUGCCGCAUCCUGCGCGGCGGCGAGCUGCUCAGGGAGGACCUGUGGGUGCGCGGGGGCCGCAUUGUGGACCCCGAGAAGCUGUUCUUUGAUGAGCGGCGCAUGGCUGAUGAGCAGCGGGACUGCGGAGGCCGCAUCCUGGCACCUGGCUUCAUUGACGUGCAGAUCAACGGUGGAUUUGGUGUUGACUUCUCCAAGGCCACAGAGGACGUGGCUUCCGGGAUUGCCCUGGUGGCCCAGAGGAUCCUGUCCCAUGGUGUCACAUCCUUCUGCCCCACUGUGGUCACUUCCCCACCAGAGAUUUAUCACAAGGUCCUUCCUCAGAUCCCUGUGAAGAGUGGAGGCCCCCAUGGGGCAGGGGUCCUUGGGGUGCACCUGGAGGGCCCAUUCAUCAGCCGGGAGAAGCGAGGUGCACACCCCGAGGCCCACCUCCGGUCGUUUGAGGCCAAUGCUUUCCAUGAUGUUCUGGCUACCUAUGGGCCCCUGGACAAUGUCCGAAUCGUGACCCUGGCCCCGGAGAUGGGCCGAAGCCACGAGGUGAUCCAGGCGCUGACGGCCCGGGGCAUAUGCGUGUCCGUAGGGCACUCGGUGGCUGACCUACAGGCUGCAGAGAAAGCGGUGCACAGUGGGGCUUCCUUCAUCACUCACCUCUUCAAUGCCAUGCUGCCUUUCCACCACCGGGACCCAGGCAUCGUGGGGCUCCUGACCAGUGAUCAGCUGCCCCCAGGCCGCUGCAUCUUCUAUGGGAUGAUUGCUGACGGCAUCCACACGAAUGCAGCAGCCCUGCGUAUCGCCCACCGGGCCCAUCCCCAGGGGCUGGUGCUGGUCACUGAUGCCGUCCCUGCCUUGGGCCUGGGCAAUGGCCGCCACACGUUGGGACAGCAGGAAGUAGAGGUGGACGGUCUGAUGGCCCACGUGGCAGGUACCAAUACCCUAUGUGGCAGCAUUGCUCCCAUGGAUGUCUGUAUCCGCUAUUUCCUGCAGGCCACAGGCUGCAGUGUGGAGGCGGCCCUGGAGGCUGCAUCUCUGCACCCUGCCCAGCUGCUGGGCCUGGACAAGCGCAAGGGGAGCCUGGACUUCGGUGCUGAUGCAGACUUUGUGGUGCUUGAUGAUACCCUCCACGUUCAGGCUACCUACAUCUCAGGAGAGCUGGUGUGGCAGGCAGAAGAAGCCAGGCCAUGAUGGGGCACCCUCGAUGGAGUGACAUGCUGACAGGGUGGGGUGCUCAGGAGCUGGUCUCCAGGGAGCAAGUUGGGAGUCCUGCCCUGGUCUGUAGCCACCCUGGGGGCAGUGGCGUGGAUAAAUGUGCAGCCAGCAGGA